Messenger RNA from Daktulosphaira vitifoliae (grape phylloxera), 1172 nucleotides. RefSeq names its product mesoderm induction early response protein 1-like. Gene Ontology annotation, biological process: negative regulation of transcription by RNA polymerase II. Gene Ontology annotation, molecular function: transcription corepressor activity; histone deacetylase binding. The record is from RefSeq and is a predicted model, not a curated record. Lineage: Eukaryota; Metazoa; Arthropoda; Insecta; Hemiptera; Phylloxeridae. Gene Ontology annotation, cellular component: nucleoplasm. The transcript has 2 exons. Bases 275 to 1021 code for a protein of 248 amino acids.
UGAAAACAGUAAACAGUACAUAACAAUGGUUGAUUUUAUUUAUGAAUGAUAAAAUGAUUUAUAUUAUGCUUGAAAAAUUUAUACACUUAAUUGAUAUUUUCGGUGAGUAAUAUAACAAUAAUUAAAGUUGCUAUUUUUAAAUGUAUUAUAUAGGUAUACUAUACUCAUGGUUUAAAAAAAUUCGACUUCUGUAUAAUGAUUGGAGAACUACCAUAACUCGAUUUAAUUAACAUUUAAACAAAUAUAUUUUAUUGAGUCCAGAUUGUCAUUGAUCAUGUCGAAACGUAUUGCCAAUGACCGUCCAGAUUAUUCAGACCCUACUGAUGAUAGUGAUGGUAGUGACUUUGAAGAAGUUAAAAAGAAAACUAUUAUGGUAGGAAGUGAUUAUCAAGCUCAAAUCCCUGAUGGAUUAUCAAAGUAUGGUGAUGAUCCACCUUAUCAGAAUGCAGACAAAUUAUUGUGGGAUCCUCAUUCUACAACUGAUGAUGCUAUUGCUGAAUAUCUUCACCACAUUCAUCAAAUUUCUCAAGGUACAAGCAAAUUACCAAAAGGUAAACAUGUACGUGAUGAUGAAAAUGCUCUAUUUUUACUUUUGCAAUGUGGGUUUAAUACAGAAGAAGCAUUACGUAGAGUUACACUUAAUGAUCAAAUGUUUGGUCGUAGAGCAAUGAUGGUUUGGUCUGAAGAAGAGUGUAAAAAUUUUGAAAAUGGAAUAAGAUGCUUUAAUAAAAAUUUUUAUUUGAUUCAACAACAUAGAGUUAUUACAAGAACUGUCGGAGAGUUAGUACAUUUUUAUUAUUUAUGGAAAAAGACUGAAAGGCAUGAUGUAUUUGCCAAUAAAGAACGGUUAGAAAAAAAGAAAUAUGCCUUGCAACCAGGUAUAACAUUUUAUGAAGAUGGUGAAAAUUCUGUUUUGAAUCAAAAAUCAAGCCAAGUUGGUAACUGUCUUAUAUACUGUGAUCCAAAACGAUUACAACGAAUGGAAACAACAAGUGUUCAUGUUUCAGUGACUGAAAACUAAAAAAAUAUCUUUAAAUUAUUAAUUAUGUUAUUAAAACUUACUAUUUUUUUAAUAUCUUCUGAACAAAUUUAAAGUAAAUCAUAUAUUAUUUUAAAUUACAAAUCUAUUCUUAAGUUCAAUAGAUUGAGAAACAAUUUACUAAAGAAAUUAA